Maudiozyma barnettii is the source of this 396-nucleotide messenger RNA. It is a transcript of the gene MRPL31, whose product is annotated as mitochondrial 54S ribosomal protein mL60. Gene Ontology annotation, molecular function: structural constituent of ribosome. The transcript has a single exon. Lineage: Eukaryota; Fungi; Ascomycota; Saccharomycetes; Saccharomycetales; Saccharomycetaceae. The coding region runs from base 1 to 396 and encodes 131 amino acids. Gene Ontology annotation, cellular component: mitochondrial large ribosomal subunit. The record is from RefSeq and is a predicted model, not a curated record.
AUGUUUGGUGCAUUCAGGACUACAAACUCGCUACUAAGUGGUCUACUUUGGAAGGUUCCAUGGAGGUUAUCUGCUCCUCAAAAGAGAAGACAAAGGCAAAGAUUGAGAGACGUAGAUAAUGUAAUUAAACAACUAACGUUGGGUCUACAUGUAAUGAGGUCCCAAGCUAAGGGGUUAACCUUCGAAGAAAGUAUGGCAGCUAAAAAGAUGUAUAAGCCAAGAAGUGAAGCUAUGAGAUUAAUUAAUAAACCAUCGUUAUUUCCUAAGGAAAAUCAAAUGUCUAGUAAAGACAAAUAUACUGUAUUUAGUAAAAAUGAUAAUGGUUACAGAAAGGGAGUGCAUAAAGUACCUAAAUGGACAAAACUAUCUCUAAGAAGAAACCCUAAAUUUUUCUAA